This is a messenger RNA of Linum tenue, 1337 nucleotides long. Lineage: Eukaryota; Viridiplantae; Streptophyta; Magnoliopsida; Malpighiales; Linaceae. The record is from the annotation of a GenBank genome assembly.
UACACCGACAGGCUGUCCUACGCUGUAGGCGCCUUUGUCGCUGGAGUGGCUGCCAACCGGUACGGCCGGAAGUACUUGUUCGUCGUUGGGGGCAUCGUUUACAUAAUAGGGGCGUUAAUAACGGCUUUCACGACGAGCUUCUUUGCGUCGUCCCUGGGACGGGCUGCGGGUGGUUUCGGCGUUGGGAUGGGUCUCCUUGUGGGACCUAUCUACAUUGCCGAAACGGCACCCUCCACUACUCGUGGUUACCAUGGUACCUUUCCCCAGUUACUAAUUGCAGUGGGGUCCAUGGUGGCGUACGCUUUGGAAUUGGCACUCGUCCGGGCUCCACGACACGUAGCAUGGAGGGUUAUGGUGGGGGCUGUGACGCUACCCACCGGGCUCUUCACCUACUUCGUCUUCUCGCGUUGGUUCUCAGACACGCCGUGCUGGUUGAUGAUGAUCGGCCAGGUGAGGCUCGCCGAGCAGCUGAUGGAGCAGUGCGGGGCCACGGGCAAGGAGCCUUGGGAUAGGAGGGAGCAGCUGGAGCACGUCGCCGGGUUUCCCUAUCGCUCCGUAGUCGAUCCACGUCGGGUGGAUCUGUUUCCCGGUCGGAUUACCGGGUUCUGGGCCCAUGUGUCCGACCGGUUGGGUUCCCAGUUUCGGGACGUGUCGGCAGUCACUGUCUUGCACGUCGCCCAGGAGGCGGCGUGCGAGCAGAUGGCGAUCCGAUACGCUCUCGUGGCGCUCACACGGAACGGCUUCGGGUCGGUCCAUACCUACUCGGGCGUACUUCUAGUGCUUUCCUUCGCCAAGUUGGUUGCGACGACGUCCUCCUUGCAUGGAGCGCAGAGAUCCAUGGAAGGGCGGAGGAGAAUGGUGCUUGGAGGGAUGGUGCUAGCGGGAUGCUCCUUGGGGUUCCUCGCCGGGACGAGCUUUGCCGAUGCGCACGACCACAUCGGUCGUGGAGUCGCGGUUGUGCUGCUGUGCGUCGAGACGAUUGCACUACAGACGGCACUUGGGCUCGCAUUGGGGCCCAUACCCUGGAUGUACGGUCCAGAGGUGUUCCCGCUCGCAGUGCGAGCACCCAGUGUUGGGCUUUGCCUCGCCUUCAAGUUUUUGUUUACUACAUUUUUUAACUGGACUUUUGAUGGAUUUGGACUGUUCUCCACUGUUGAUACAGUCUGGCUGAGCUUCCUGUUAGCUUUUGGGCUUAUCGUAGUUAGUUUUUUGGUUUCUUUUGGGUUGGUUAGGGAGACUACUUUUAGACUGUUGAUGGAUGAUCCGUAGUAUAGUUGUUUCCUUUUCUUUCCUCUUAUUGUAUGUAAGACAUUCAUUCAAUCCUUUGGAGGUAUAUA